UGAUCGCGAGGGCGGUAAUGAAGUAUGAUUGAGAGAAGUUAACAUGAGGGCCGCCCGCCCCCCGCCGCCCGCCCUCGCCGCCCCGCCUGCUCGACCGCAGCUGUGGUGACAGCGCGGGCCGGCGACAUGUCGUGACGGCCGGAGAUGACCUCGGGGAACGAUGGCCCCCGACGCCGACUGCGAGGAGGCGAGGAGGCCGAGCGAGGAGUACGCGCCCGUGCACCAGGGCCGGCGGAUCCUGCCGGACCUGCCACCGCCGGCGCGCGCCUGGACCGAGACCGAGGACGCGCCCGGCGACAGCCGCACCAACAGCCCCGGGGAGAGCCGCCGGCUGCUAGGCCACACCGCGAAGUCGACGCCGCGCCGCCAGUACGAGAUAAACCUCACCCUCACCAGGAAGACUCUGAAGUGCCCGCCGCUGACGAAGCAGACGAGCGUCUCGGCGAAGACCAAGUUCCAGAAGCGGAAGGAGAAGAUCCUCGACGCGCUCCGACCGCCCUACUUCAUUAUAUCCAUGAUCGCCAUCAUCGUCCUGCUGCACCUGUGCGGGCCGGCGCGGUGGCAGGCGCACCUGGAGUGGCUGCCGGGCCCGCGCUGGAGCGAGCCCUGGCGCCUGCUGUCCUACGGCCUGGUGCACGCCACGCCCAUGCACCUCGUGCUCAACUCCCUCGUCGCCCUCGCUGUGGGUUGGCGGCUGGAGCGCGAGCAGGGGUGGGCGCGCGUGGCGCUGGUGUGGGUGUCGGGCGUGGGCUGCGGGGCGCUGGGGGCGAGCGCGCUGCAGCCGCGCGUCAAGGUGGUGGGCGCCUCCGCCGCCGUGUACGCGCUACUCACCGCGCACAUACCCAACGUCUGCCUGAGGUACGGUCACGUGCCGCUGUGGUGGUUCCGUCCGCUGUCGGUGUUGGUGCUGGGCGCGUCAGAGGGCGUGGCGCUGCUGCACGCGCCGUCGGACGGCUCGCCCGUGGCGUGGCCGGCGCACGUGUUCGGCGCGCUGCUCGGCCUACUGCUCGGCUUUAUAGUCUUUACCGGUGAAAACUCGUCGAAAGCCUACAUAGAGAUCUGCCGGGUCGGCUCGUUCGUGCUGCUGAUGACGGGUGUACUCACCAUGACAGUGUUCUACAUACACAAGUACCAGGUCGAGCUCGGCACCUGAUAGAUCGUCUUCCAGACGAGGAACAAGCUAUACAGAAAAUAUUUGCACUGUCAGCUGAGUAUGGAAGUCAAUAGAUGAACUCUGGGCUGAGUAGCGGUCCCUGAGGGACUACAUCUUGUGUUCGCUAGUCAAACCGACGUGAACCUCAAUACUCAUGUAGUUUAGUUGUUGACUGUUAAAGUGUACAUAAAGCUCUGGUAUAUGGUACAGACGAUGAAAUAGACGAAGUAAGCAGUACAUACGUACGCUUAAAGGAAUAAUUAUUAUGUAACCGAAUUGAGUACAAUGUAAAAAGUGCGCACAAAAUUCAGUCUUCCAGUAUAUUUUGAUACGUGUCAUACUGUCGCUGGGUUUGUUUUAGGCGAUUUUGUACAGGUCUAAUGAAGUAACCAAAGAAACUGUUAGUGAUUUUUCAUGUGUAACCUCAUAGUCGUUAUUGAUUUCAUUGUAAGAUAAUUGUAAACCAAAUACCGAUUAUAUGAUAACAGUAGGGAAGGUACUUAUGUGUUUUUACAUUUAUACAAUUUUUUUAAAUUUUGUACAUAUAAAUAACAUUGAAAUAUAUUUUUAAGUGUACAUUGUUGUUAGAUAGGUAUUUACAUAAGUGAAAUAACUUAAACGCAACGAAUUGACUUAAAAAUGCCUUGUUUUUAUAACGGCAACUAGUUUUAAAGUAAGAAGAUUUUGAUCAUCUAAUGAGAUGUAGAGAAACACGAAGCAUAUAUCUUGGAGCUUCUCGAAAAGAGUAUGGAUGACCUUAGGGUGCAUAAAAUGGCAUAAAAUAUACUCUGAUGACUUGGUAAGUUAUAGUUGCCAACGUGACGUUAUAACGUUCACUCUAGUCCGAUAUAAGUUCUGUCCCCUUUUCAUUUUGGGCAUCUAGAUUACCCCGUAUUAUAAUAUCAUUUGAAGAUUUUUAACCAACAUAUCAAAAGACACUACAUAAAGAAUAUAAGAAUUUUCAUUAUUUAUACCUAUUAUGCGUUAUUCAAAUGUCUAUUGAUUGAUUGAUUGGUACAAAGAAACAGUGCUCGCGCACUCUAUUAUGUUUGAAAUUGUUGACUUUUGCUAUUGGUAUGUCGUUAUGUGAUUGUGUAACUUCCAAGGUGUUCAUGUGAAGACUGUAUUAUUUUGAAUGUUGAACAUUAAACGAAGUCACAAGCUAUUUGUCGUUGUGAUGAUUUUGUUGAUGUCCUUUUGUGAUACUUGUUAAUAAAGCCAUCUUAUAUACA
Messenger RNA from Aricia agestis (brown argus), 2385 nucleotides. RefSeq names its product rhomboid-related protein 2-like. Gene Ontology annotation, cellular component: membrane. Gene Ontology annotation, molecular function: serine-type endopeptidase activity. Lineage: Eukaryota; Metazoa; Arthropoda; Insecta; Lepidoptera; Lycaenidae. The transcript has 6 exons. The record is from RefSeq and is a predicted model, not a curated record. The coding region runs from base 161 to 1153 and encodes 330 amino acids.